Molecule: messenger RNA, 1426 nt
Organism: Gordionus sp. m RMFG-2023
Lineage: Eukaryota; Metazoa; Nematomorpha; Gordioida; Chordodea; Parachordodidae
Exons: 5
Coding region: 224-922 (232 amino acids)
Biological process (GO): regulation of tube size, open tracheal system; septate junction assembly
Cellular component (GO): septate junction; membrane
Source: RefSeq, a predicted model, not a curated record
UUAAAAAAUUUUUUUUUUUUUAUCUACCAAUGAGGAAAAUUCAAUUAGAUUAUCAAUUUCAAUUCCACUAUGCACGCCUUGCCUAGAAAACUCAGCCCAAGGGCAUAAUUAUUCUAAAAUAUAAAAUUGAUUUAAAGAAAAUAUGUUCUUAUUCUUAAUCUUACAUUAAAGGGAAAGGAUAAACUAAUUACUUACUAAAAAUAACAAGACAUUACCAAAAAAAAUGCCACCCCACGAUCAUCACAACCAACAAAUUCGUGAGCGGAAAUUGAGUCCGGCUUUCAAAAUCGCCAUAGUAUUCUCCCUCGUGGCGAUGAUUUGUAUAGUCAUAUCAUUCGCCAGCCCUAAUUGGUUACAACAUGACUCCAGGUUCAGCCAAUAUCAAAUGAAGAACUUGGGUCUUUGGGAAGUAUGCUUCAAAGGAUUUCGUCACCCGCAUCAAACGUUCGAUAAAGUCUACAAUGGUUGCUGGUGGGUCUUCUCGCGUUAUUACGACGAAUUGCUCGAUUACAUAGAGAAAGGAUUUUUCAUAGCGGUCCAAGUGUUCAUGAGCCUUGGGUUUCUCCUAUUUUUCAUAUCCAUGGCCAUGUUAAUCCCGGUUUUCCUACGUUUAUUCGACAUCGAUACUGAAAUCAGUGUUACGCUAGUUAUGUCAGGAAUCAUGCUGAUAUCAUUCUUUUGCCAUUUUAUGGGAUUGGUAAUUUUUGGUUUUCGCGGCAAGGAUUCGGAUUGGAUGCCUCAUUGGAAGUGGAAUUAUUAUUCAUGGUCUUUCGGUUUCGGAGUCGUGGGUGCCUUAUUACAGCUGACCUCCGCCAUCUUAUUCUUGGUAGACUGUACGGGCCGUAAAAAAUUUAUAUUUGAGCGUAAAAAGGAAGAUAUUCAAUUCGAUUUGGCUAGGAAAAUUCAAGGUAGCGGAGUUUAAAUCAAUCAAUAUUUAUUGGUUUAAUUCCCCACAAAUUUACAUCAAUUUUUUUUUUAAAAAUACAAGAGUCAAAUUUAUAAAUUUAAAACAAUUAUCAUUUUUUGUUUUUUAAAAAUUAUAUAAUAUUUGAAAUUAGUUUUUUAUUAAUUUUUUUUUAAAAAAAUUAUUAACUACUAUUCUUAUUAUCACAUUUUUUUUUUGUCAUGAAUUUAAUCAUAAAUUAUUCCUUUAUCUUAUAAAUAAAUUUUUUUUAAAUUCAAAUAUUUGUCAAAUUUGAUUGGACCAUUUUAGCCCAGUCCUUUUCGAUAAUCUUACAUAUAUAUAUGUUCUCAUUUAUAUUGAAUUAUUUUGUAAGUACACGAAAAAUCAAAAUGACACAACUUCGAUAAACAUUCCAAAAACAAACAUAUAAUUAUUUUUUCUUUCCAAUUUCGUUAUCUUAUAUUAAUUAAAAAUUUUUUAUAUGAAUUGUUUGUACAAAAAUGUAAAAAUGUUUUUUACUGU